AUGAGAGGCAUUCAAAAGCUGGCAUACGAGAUGUUCCGAAAGAAACUUGUCUCAAUAGACGAGUUCUCCCACGCAUAUGUUCCGACCGAAGAAUUCAAUUCGGAUGGUGGCAUAAAGUGCAAGGAGAAUAAUAUAGAUGAAGCCAUCCUAGCAGAACUAUGGGAAUACUCAGGAAUUGUACUUUGGAAGAUGAAAUUUCAUCAAGCGGAAUGCUUAGAGAGAAUUCAAGAUUCAAUAUCGGAUAAUCCUGGAUGA
Molecule: messenger RNA, 255 nt
Organism: Haemonchus placei
Lineage: Eukaryota; Metazoa; Nematoda; Chromadorea; Rhabditida; Trichostrongylidae
Source: the annotation of a GenBank genome assembly